Molecule: messenger RNA, 804 nt
Organism: Aricia agestis (brown argus)
Lineage: Eukaryota; Metazoa; Arthropoda; Insecta; Lepidoptera; Lycaenidae
Product: retinal homeobox protein Rx1-like
Exons: 4
Coding region: 1-804 (267 amino acids)
Biological process (GO): regulation of transcription by RNA polymerase II
Molecular function (GO): DNA-binding transcription factor activity, RNA polymerase II-specific; RNA polymerase II transcription regulatory region sequence-specific DNA binding
Source: RefSeq, a predicted model, not a curated record
AUGGACGCGCCCGACUCGCGCGACGCCAGCCCGCGCGCCAGCCCCGUGCACGUGCUGGACUCGCUGCGCAUGGGCAUGCUGUACCAGCACAUGCAGCUCACGCACAUGCAGCUGCCGCCCGCGCCCCGACACACCAUCGACGCCAUCCUCGGUCUCAGCCGCCGCCGCGACGAGGAGCCCGUCUCGCCCGGGGCCAACGAGAGCGCCGGCGAGGGCUCAUGCAACAGCAACGACGGGUACAUGCCGGGGGGCGGCAGCGGUGAGGCGGCGGCGGAGGCGGAUGCCAGCGCCAGCGAGGACGAGGCGCGAGGGGGCGCUGCAUCUGACAAGAAGAAGCAUCGCCGCAACCGCACAACCUUCACCACCUACCAGCUACACGAGCUCGAGCGCGCCUUCGAGAAGAGCCACUACCCCGACGUCUACUCGCGCGAGGAGCUCGCUAUGAAGGUCAACCUACCCGAGGUCAGGGUGCAGGUGUGGUUCCAGAACCGUCGCGCCAAGUGGCGGCGCCAGGAGAAGAUGGAGGCGGCGCGGCUGGGGCUGUCGGAGUACGGGUGUGCGCCCCCGCGCCUCGCCGGCCUGGGCCUGCCCGUCGACCCCUGGCUAGCGCCGCCGCUGCUCACCGCGCUGCCCGGUUUCCUCAGCCACCCGCCGUCAGGCUACCCGAGCUACCUGACGCCCCCCGCGCCGGCGCCCCCUGCGCCUCCCGCGCCCCCCGACCCGCGCUCCUCCUCCAUCGCCGCCCUACGUAUGAAGGCGAAGGAGCACGUCGAGAGCAUCAGUAAGGGCCUGCAGAUGGUCUAG